GCCGAGAGCCAGCAGCAAGCGAGUCGUCCCGAGGCUGGACGAUGUAAGGACGGAGUCCGGCAGCGGCGACAGAAAGGUGGAGAGGUUCUCGCACUACGUGGCGAGGCAGCUAGGGUUCUCAGAUCCGAGCGAGUGCCCGCAGCUGUGCAAGCUGGCGUACGACUACCUGAGGAAAAUCGACGGUUGCGAGGACAACAUCUACGAUUAUUUUGCAAGAUCCGAAGGCGGCAGCGAGCUGGAGAAAUUGUUGUCCGGGAAGCUGGUGGAGGAGCUCGAGAAAUGCAUUUUGAGCUACUUUGCUUUCCACUGGAACCACGCCCCUUCCCUAGUCUCUCAGGUGAUGAAAGAUCAAUCGCAGAAGAAGCCGAAGCUCAAAAGCGCUAUAAUGGCUGCCACAAGGUAGACACCGCG
Messenger RNA from Linum tenue, 411 nucleotides. NCBI's taxonomy places the organism in Eukaryota, Viridiplantae, Streptophyta, Magnoliopsida, Malpighiales, Linaceae. The record is from the annotation of a GenBank genome assembly.